AUGUCAGGUGGUUAAAAGUAGUAAAAAGAGUCGAUCAUUAAUCUUUCUUAAUAUGUUGGAAAAGAUAUUCGUGUUAAAUUUUAGGGAGGCAGAGAAGUGACAGGUGUUUUAAAAAGUUUUGAUAAUUAACUCAAUAUGAUUUUAGAUGAUUGCGUUGAAACUAUAAGAGAUAAAAAUGAUCCUUAUUUGAUGACAGAACAAAAAAGAAAGUUGAAUUUAGUAGUUGUUAGAGGAACUUUGGUUUCUACCAUAUUCCCAAUGAGCGGCACAGAAAUAAUUGAAAAUCCUUUUGUAAACAUGGAAGAAUAGUGA
This is a messenger RNA of Tetrahymena thermophila SB210, 312 nucleotides long. RefSeq names its product U6 snRNA associated-like-Smprotein. The record is from RefSeq and is a predicted model, not a curated record. Gene Ontology annotation, cellular component: spliceosomal tri-snRNP complex; Lsm1-7-Pat1 complex; U6 snRNP. Gene Ontology annotation, molecular function: RNA binding. Lineage: Eukaryota; Ciliophora; Oligohymenophorea; Hymenostomatida; Tetrahymenidae. Gene Ontology annotation, biological process: mRNA splicing, via spliceosome; nuclear-transcribed mRNA catabolic process. The transcript is spliced from 3 exons.